AUGCGUGGUGAGCUGACGGUGGUCAUGAUCUGUAAACUGGCCGAAGAAGAAAAUCCUGGCCGAGUGAGCUUGGCACCUGGGUACAGACACAAGUGGACCUGGAUCAUGACCACCGGUAUGUACCCCUCCUUCGACCUUGGUACAUGGCCUGUGCCCCAGUCCACAAACAACCUGGCCAAGCAAUUCGCCGCACAGAAACACCUCCAACUGGUCCCACUCUUGUAUGAGACGCUUGCGUUCGAGGGGAUUGGUUUGGAGUGUUGGGGGGUUGGUAGGGGUGGAUUGGGGGGGGGGUGUAUGAAAGUGGUGGGGUAA
Messenger RNA from Knipowitschia caucasica, 315 nucleotides. The record is from the annotation of a GenBank genome assembly. NCBI's taxonomy places the organism in Eukaryota, Metazoa, Chordata, Actinopteri, Gobiiformes, Gobiidae.